AUGGGAGGUCACAAAUUCACGUACAUGUCGGACGACGGGUCGAAUCUUAGUAAAAUAGAUAGGAUCCUAGUAUGUGAUUCGUUUAUGAACAAAUGGCCGGCGGCAAGAUUCGAAGCAUUAACCAAACACUUAUCGGACCAUAGUCCACUUAUAUUAGCUUGUGCUAACGUUGAUUUUGGGCCGAUACCGUUUAGGUUCUAUAAUAGCUGGUUGGAAGACGAAGGCAUAGGUGAAGUAAUAAGGAUUGUUAUGGAGGAAUCAACCUAUGGGGGUAAUAACAUGAUAGAGAUGGCGAACAUUCUAAAAAAUCUUAAGAUAGGCAUUAAAGAAUGGAGGCGGACAACGAAGUCAAAAGAGGAGAAGGAAGUGCAGGAUGCGACAAAGGAAGUGGAAAAUAUUGAGAAGGUGGCGGAAACCAGGAGACUCACGGAAACGGAGAAGGAGAGCAGAGUACUUGGAAAAUGGAAAAUAAGAAACUAUGAGAGGAAGAGAUUAAAGGAUUUAAAACAAAAGGCAAAACUUAAAUGGGCAAAACUUGGGGAUGAGAGCUCCAAUUUCUUCCACAGACUCAUAAACUGUAGAAAGGCACGGAAUCGCAUCAGCACUAUGAAGAUUAAUGGCGUCAUGGUAACGGAUCCAAAAGCAAUCAAGGAGGACGUUAGAGCAAGAUUCAUGGCACGGUUCUCGGAACCAAUAAAAAAUAGACCUUCGCUUGAUGGUAGGGGUUUUAAGAAAAUCACAAAGGAGCAGGCAAAUUCAUUAACUGAACGAUUCUCAAAUGAAGAAAUAAAAAAGGCAGUAUGGGCGUGUGGCAGUGAUAGGGCCCCUGGCCCAGAUGGAUUCUCUUUCAAGUUCAUUAAAAGAUUUUGGGAACAACUAAAAGACAAAUUCGGUGGUGUACUAAAUGAUUUCUAUGAUAGAGCUUUCAUAGAAAGAGGAUGUAAUGCUUCGUUUAUCGCACUAAUCCCUAAAGUUAGAUAUCCGCAGUCAAUAGAGGAGUAUAGACCAAUUUCCUUGAUUGGUGUGAUAUAUAAAAUAAUUGCAAAAAUUUUAGCCUGCUGGUUAAAGAAGGUAAUCCCGUGCAUAGUGGACCCGGUGCAGACGGCUUUUGUUGAAGGCAGAUCCAUCUUUGACGGACCUUUAAUCACAAGCGAUAUCAUAUCUUGGGCAAAGAAGAGCAAGAAGAAGAUGUUUAUUUUCAAGGUAGAUUUUGAGAAAGCAUACGACUCGAUCAAUUGGAAAUUUCUUCUAUCAAAUUUGAAAGCAAUGGGAUUUCCGAGCAGAUGGACGGACGAAAUGGGUUGGUGCAUGCCUAAAGUCAAGCUGGGCAUCGGUGCUUGUUUAAAGGUUAAUUUAAACAAGUCAAGUUUAUAUGGACUAGGAGCAGAAGACGCGGAGAUCGAAGGAAUGGCUGGAACUUUAAAUUGUAAGAUAGGAUCAAUGCCGUUCAACUUCCUUGGUCUAACGAUUGGUGCAAACAUGAAAAGAGAGAAAUACUGGAAGAUAGUUCUAGAUGAAUUCAACAAGAAGCUAUCGGCAUGGAAAGCUAAGUGUCUAUCGUUUGCUGGCAGAAUGGUGCUAGCUAAAGCGGUGAUGGGGGCUCUCCCAAAUUAUUUCUUCUCCAUGUAUUUAGCCCCAAAAAAGGUCAUAAAAGCUUUGGACACAAUUAGAAGAGACUUUAUAUGGGGUAGGAAUGCUGGAAAAUAUAAAAUACGAUGGAUAGCUUGGGGAAAGAUGACAAAACCGAAACAACUAGGCGGAUUCGGUUUGGGCGAUUUGAGAAGUGCAAAUCUUGCACUCAUGGCAAAGUGGUGGUGGAAAUAUAAAACGAAACCGGAGGAGCUAUGGACAAAAGUGAUAAGAUCCAUACAUGUCAGUAAUAGAUGCUAUAAAAUUAUGCCGAUUAAUAAUAAAUAUGCAGGUAUUUGGAAAGAUAUUGUUGCUGCAGGUAAAGAGCUUGGAGGCAUAGGAAUUUCGACAGCAGAAGAGAUUGUAGUAGAGGUGGGAACAGGAAAUACAGUGAAGUUUUGGCUAGAUAAUUGGUGUGGUGGUAAGAUAUUUAAGGAGAUAUAUCCCGCGCUUUUCAAGAUUGCAACAAACAGACAAGUGAAAGUGGCAGACUGUGUCAUCAAGCUAGAGAAUGAAAACCAGUGGAGCAUAGGUUGGCUGGAAUGGAAGACGGCUGAAAAAGGUGAAUUCUCGGUUGCGGAGAUAAGGAAACAGAUAAUCAAACAAGAUGGCGCCGGAGUAGAGGAAAGAUGGAAGAACUGGAAUAGGUGGGUACCACCGAAAGUCAGUUACUUCACGUGGAGAGCGACGAUCGGAAGAAUUCCAGUAAAAAAGGAACUCAUUAGGCGAAGGAUUCCAAUCACCAACCAGUUAUGUUCAAGAUGCGAGGCAGAAGAGGAAACGGCAGACCAUGUUAUAUGCGGUUGCAUAUCAUCAAAGGCAGUUUGGAAAAAUAUAUUAAUAUGGCUAAAGCUACCAGCGGCCACCGAAUUCCAAGGGUGUAGAGAAGCAAUAGAAUACGCUAACGGAUUAACAGGAUCGAAGGAUUGGAAGAAAAUUAUUAGCGUUGUGGUUCAAACUACCAUGUGGAACAUAUGGAAGUCUCGAAACGAAAAGGAGUUUGAAGGUAAUAUCCGAAAUAGCAGCGAGAUAGCAGAAAAGAUAAUGGCGGACAGUUUCAUUUGGUUGAAAAGCAUAUCAAAAUUCGGGAUAUAG
This is a messenger RNA of Helianthus annuus (common sunflower), 2724 nucleotides long. RefSeq lists its product as uncharacterized. Lineage: Eukaryota; Viridiplantae; Streptophyta; Magnoliopsida; Asterales; Asteraceae. The record is from RefSeq and is a predicted model, not a curated record. The transcript has 3 exons. The coding region runs from base 1 to 2724 and encodes 907 amino acids.